AAUGACCUUUUUUAGGUUAUUUUUUUCAUCCUGUGGCAGAAACAAGCGUCCAUACCUCAAGGAUAAGCAGAUGCACCACUUAAAAACCCAUAUUGGUCAACCAGGUUUUGUUUCUGGUUUAGGCCGCCGUUGAGCUCCCGCUGCGACUGUGUCAUUUUUUGGGAAAGCUGUUGCUUUGACCUCCCCCCCUCUGUUCCCAGUCGAGUCGCUCUCCUUCUAUCCGACCACACACACACACACACACUGCUCCCCCUCUCUGUCUCUCGUUCUCUCAGCAUCAUUCAGAGCUUCAUCUCCUCGGCUGGAAUCACACAAGAUGCAUCUGUAGGUUGGAAUCACUCCAUUGGAUUUUCUGAGGCUUUUCCCUGCACCGGAUCUCGGGACAGAUGCUGGAAACGGACCGUGGACGGAGAUGGGAUGAGGGCUGUUAGAUCAACAAAUGUUUUUGGAGUGCUUCUUACCGGACCUUACUGAUGAGGAGUUGAGAAGCGGACACCCAUCGCCCGUCAUUGCAGCUGCGCGCUUCGAAGCUCUUCAUGUCAUGAAUAACUGACGCUUCCGUUAGGACUCAUUUUUGGACGGUCUCUGUGUUGUUAUGUGGUCUAAUUGCGCGGUUAUGUAACUCUUAAGUGCUUUCCGUGGUAGGAAAUACCGAGUCUAUCGGUAUCGCUCAUGCUCCGGUGCAUGCCUGCGCUCGCUCCCUCGCGCCGGUGGUGUGCACCGUGAAUCUGCACCGAAUCUGCACGAUCGUCCCUCCCUCUCCCGUGAGAUGGCCGCGGCGAUCGCCAGCUCGCUCAUCCGACAGAAACGGCAGGCGCGCGAGUCAAACAGCGAGCGAGCGGUGUCCGGUAAGCGUCGCUCCAGCCCCGGUAAAGAGCCCUCGGGCCGAGGCUCCCUGUGCGAUCGGCACCUGUUAGGACUCUUCAGUAAAGUCCGAUUCUGCAGCGGGAAGAAACGACCCGUGCGCCGGAAACCAGAUCCUCAGUUGAAGGGGAUAGUGACCAGGCUCUUCAGCGAGCAGGGCUACUACUUGCAGAUGCAGCCGGAUGGAACAGUCGGCGGGACCAAAGAUGAAAACAGCGACUACACUCUGUUUAAUCUGAUCCCGGUGGGUUUGCGGGUCGUGGCGAUACAGGGCGUGAAGGCUGGACUCUACAUGGCCAUGAAUGGAGAGGGUUUCCUCUACUCCUCGGAUACGUUCACAGCGGAGUGUAAGUUUAAGGAAAGUGUUUUUGAGAAUUAUUAUGUGAUCUACUCAUCUACGCUGUACCGCCAGCAUGAGAGCGGACGCGCCUGGUUCCUCGGACUCAAUAAAGAAGGAAUCAUCAUGAAGGGAAACCGGGUCAAGAAAACUAAACCGUGCUCACACUUCGUGCCCAGAAGUGUCUCAGUGUGUAUGUAUAAGGAGCCAUCGCUGCAUGAUAUUGACGAGAAGCAGCGGUCCAGGAAAAACUCAGGAACUCCCACUAUGGGCACCAGGAAAGAGUUGAACCAGGACUCUACUGAUCAUGAAGGCUCAUAGCCACACACACACACACACACACUGACCUGUAUAUGUACACACACAUACACACACACACA
Molecule: messenger RNA, 1581 nt
Organism: Sinocyclocheilus anshuiensis
Lineage: Eukaryota; Metazoa; Chordata; Actinopteri; Cypriniformes; Cyprinidae
Product: fibroblast growth factor 12-like
Exons: 5
Coding region: 770-1522 (250 amino acids)
Molecular function (GO): growth factor activity
Source: RefSeq, a predicted model, not a curated record